Aphanomyces invadans is the source of this 1880-nucleotide messenger RNA. RefSeq lists its product as hypothetical. The transcript has 7 exons. The coding region runs from base 13 to 1854 and encodes 613 amino acids. The record is from RefSeq and is a predicted model, not a curated record. NCBI's taxonomy places the organism in Eukaryota, Oomycota, Saprolegniomycetes, Saprolegniales, Verrucalvaceae.
GGCCAUACCGAUAUGCAUGUGAUGAACUUGCACGGGAUGAAGGCCGAGCCGUCGAGUCCAGUGCGCCCCCGCGCAGCUGAAGCGACAGACCGUGCUGCGUUACGCUAUUCGCCGCCCAGGCGCUCUAGCGAUAGCGCGAACAAGCUCCAGGCGUUCCACAUCGACGGCAACCCGGCCCUGGGGAAGCGGAAGCGAUUGCAGCACACGUCGUCGAUCGAUGCAAUGCCGCGCAUCAGCCCGAAAACGUCGACGAGCAACAACGAGGAAGACCGAUCCAUCUCGGUUCGAAUCAUCGAUCAACCUCCUCGUGUCUGGUACCGAGACCAGAAAGGCCGACGCACCGUGUUCUGCAUGACGGUCGGGAUCGUCGACCAGCUCGAACGAUUCAUGUCCGCCGACCACAUCACCGGCGGGUACUUUACAACGACGCUCUUGUACGAAAACGGCGUCGAAGUCGCGGACAAGCGCAUUGUCGAGCUGCGGAAAGGGGCGUUCUUCGACCCGCAUGCGUCGACCGUGACGAUGGAAAUCCGCAUCGCGGACAUCUCGAAAAACCACCAGAAUCAAAAGUUUCGCGUGCGGGUCCACUUCGUAUGGCCCAACGUGACGGUGGCGGCGGCCGUGUCCACCGCGAUCCAUGUGCUAUCCAAGCACGUCAAGAAGAGCUUACCGUUGGAAAUGCACCUGGUCAAGUCGCACCAGACCCCGUCCAGUGGGUCGAGCGACGACUUGAUGGCUGUGCGAACACCGCCUCUCAACACUCCGACGCCGCCUCUGUCCCCAGUAAACUCGACGUCGUCGCAGCCCAUGCCGCCGUCCCGACCACCGACCUGGACGAAUGACGCGGCAGCGCCAGUCAAAAUUGCAAAUCAAAUGUCCAUGUCGCGGUGGUGCACGGUUGCCCAUCGGGUACUCACGCAAAUCGAAUGGUCGCCGUACCCGAAUCCAAACGCGAGUCCUCCUACGUGCUCGUACAAGUGCCUGUGGUGCCAAGCCGUCGAGCCCGACAUCGCCACAGCCAAGCACGCGGAAUCGUGCAUGCUCAAGUAUCUGCUCAUGAUGAUCGCGACCGACGACACCGAGUCGGCGCUGCCGCCCCCAGCGCCUCUUCCAUCCGCCAGCGAAAUGCAACAGCGGCUCGCCACCACGAACGUGUACAAACCAGUGCCCCAUACGCUCUCGACCGUUCUCAAGGCAGACUCCAUGGCGUACCACGAUGAGAGCAGCCGCGACUUGACGCUGCUGUCCAUCGGGGACCUGUCGACAUUUGCCACAUCAGCCAAAUCGUCGACGUUUGACGAUGCACUCAUGCUCAAGAGCUUGAGCCAAGUGUCCGUCGCAGACUACGGCGCGCCAUCAUCGUGCCCCACCACCGCAGCCACGACAACGUUGGCCACCGACUCCACCUCCCACCGUCAUUACAUGGUGGAUUCCACCAUGCACGAUGCGCUGUCUCGGUUCACGGACUCGACCAUCUGCGCAAGCAACACGGAGGCGUCUGUGGUGGUCGUGGGGCUAUCCCCGCUUGAAGGCGACGGCGUGAGCGGGGGGCUUCCUGCAUUUGACGGCGACUGGCGUUUGGUCGGGGUGUACCACCACGGCCCGCCGCGAGGAGGCUUGCCACCACGGAGCGGGGCAGCGUGCGUAGGGCCGUCAUUGUGUUUUAUGCCGAUCCGCCACGACGACAUCGAGCUCGUAUGGGACGCUAAUGUUAACAUGGAAGACGAAGUGCGCCAGAUGAAAGAGGGCACAGCCGGGCGGCGGGCGACGGAACAGUACCUUGCGCUCGGAGAUCCGGGAAUUGGAACGCUCGACAAGCUGAAGGCUGCUGUGCUCCGUCGUAGCAUCCACUAACGAAUCCAAUACACAUGCCAUGUCCA